This is a messenger RNA of Periconia digitata, 1424 nucleotides long. NCBI's taxonomy places the organism in Eukaryota, Fungi, Ascomycota, Dothideomycetes, Pleosporales, Periconiaceae. The record is from the annotation of a GenBank genome assembly.
CGGGAAAGAUACCCUCGGGAGGGCUGCAUACAUAUCAUUACAAUGAACGCCCCGUACCCAGAAACGUGGGAGGGCUACCCAGCAGCGGUCAAAAUGACCAACACCUCUCCUCUCAGCAUUCGGGGGGCUUCGAGUGCGAGUUUCAACGGCACGCUCAUUCACUAUGAUUUUUUCGAUUCUGCGAGGACUAUUCCUCAGGCAAUGACUGCUUUUACGGCCAUUGCUUGGUUCAAUUCAGCUGAAACGCUGAUUCUGAUCUUUCUCUAUUUCAAAAAGUAUCAAGGGUUGUACUUUUGGAGUAUUUUACUCGCAACGGCGGCAGUAAUACCAUAUGCGACGGGUGCUUGGAUGAAACAGUAUGAUCUUCAUCAUAGCUAUCGCGUCGACGAAGUCCUUUUGACAUGUGGUUGGAUCGUCAUGGUCACCGGCCAAGCCUUCGUUCUUUAUUCACGGCUCCACCUUAUCUCACAGGAUUACGCACUCCUUCGAUUCGUCUUCUGGAUGAUAGUAUUCAACGCCUCGGUUUUCAUACUACCUACACUCGUACUCGACUCCUUCCAAUUCAGCGCCAAACACAGUCACAUAUACUAUAAUGGCUACUUCAUCAUGGAAAAGAUACAAAUGUCCGUGUUUGCUGCGCAGGAGAUCUUCAUCUCGGGCAUUUACCUUUGGAAUAUCUGGAAGAUGUUCAGGGUCCGACGCAUUCUGAGUUUCAAGACGAAGAGAAGCAUGUGGCAAUUGCUGGCCAUGAACGUUAUACAUUGCGUUUUGGAUCUGACACUCUUGAUUUUGGAGUUUAUGAACCUCUACCAGAUCCAGGCGACUUUCAAGGGGCUGGUAUAUAGUGUGAGUUUGAAGAUUGAGUUCGCAGUUCUCAACUCGCUUGUUGAAUCUGUGCGGGAUCGGAAUAGCACCAAUAGUGUGUCAUAUGUCAUUCCAAAACGGAAAGAUGGUACUGCUAUUGAGAUGGUACCGGAAGGAUCUGGCCCGCUUGGGGGGGAUGCUAAACGUCACAAUCACAAUCCAUUGGAACAGGGGACGUUCAUUGGGGCUUCGCCAGCCAACAUGAGAGACCCUCAUGCUCAUCAUCAGAGGCCAAAUCAUAGCAUCAGUUCUGUGAAUAACAUGUAUCCUGGGCGGCUGGGCAAAAUAUGAAUUUAUUCUUUCGCGACAGUAUGUUGACUUUCGUAAGAAAAGCAUCAAGCGUACGCAAUGUGACUUUGAAGUUGAGUGAUAUGUUCAAAGAAUCUCCAUUCUAUUGUAACUGUUAUGACUUGACUUCAUCUCUUCCAUACUAUGGUAGAUGGCUUUCCUCUGAGCGUUCAAUUGCACCUUUCCUUUCUUAGAUUGUUCUCCAACGACUCUGCAACUGGAGUUCCACUCGUUUGUUUUUCCAUCAUUUCCCAACUGCCACUUUGUAAUGU